AUGCUAUUUCACUGCGCAGUGCUAGCUAUUGCUGCCUUGUCCACUAUCGAUUUGGCCGUAGUUUCCGAGCCGACAAGUAUUAAUAUCGCAAACGCGAAAACUACUUUUAACAAGCGAUCUCUCUUACAUUUCGACAGUGAUAAGACUGGAGGGCCACCUAAUCGAUUACUGAGGGCUGCCAACACAAUUGGCAACGGUAAAGAGAACUCGGACGUCGACGAGAAGAAUGAGGCAAGAGGAGGUCUGCCUGGUCUACUGCAGAUAGAGGGAUUGGGUGCGACUGUGUCAAAAGCGAAAAUCCCGCAGCAGUUCAAAGAUUGGCUCAGGUACUCGUUCACCAUGGAAGAGACAUUCAAGCUAUUAAAGCUUGAUGACGAGCUAUCGGCGCUUCUAGCAAAUCCAAAAUUGGGAGUGUGGAUUCAGUACGGUCGGCUCGUGGGGGAAGAGAAUAAGCUUGCAAGCUCACCGGUCAUCACGGAGCUGACCAAGCGGUACGGGGUUGCUCAGCUGUCCGAGUCGAUCCAGGCUGCAAAGCAGUCUGUGUGGACAAGAAAGAUCGCGCAAGAGCUAGAGGACCUGCAAUUAAAGCGAUGGCUAGACGCUAAGACAGAUCCAACCAUUGUGUUUGUCCAGCUAGGUCUGAAAGUGUCGAAGCCGGUCCUCGAGAAAAGUCCGAACAAGCUGGUUAUUGCCAGAUACAUUAAGAUGUACAACGAGCUUUAUCCGAAAAUAUGA
This is a messenger RNA of Phytophthora infestans T30-4, 735 nucleotides long. Its product is annotated as secreted RxLR effector peptide protein, putative. NCBI's taxonomy places the organism in Eukaryota, Oomycota, Peronosporomycetes, Peronosporales, Peronosporaceae. The coding region runs from base 1 to 735 and encodes 244 amino acids. The record is from RefSeq and is a predicted model, not a curated record. The transcript has a single exon.